CAGGAUCCCUCCUUCGACGCCGCGCGCAGCGCCGGGAGCGGCGGCCGGAGCGGGUUCCCCCGGGAGGAGCAGCGCAGGAGCCGGGACCCACCGCGGGAGGGGCGGCGGCGGCGGCCGAAGCGACCUCGGGGAGGCGAGCGGAGCCGCGAUGGCCGAGUUCCCGUCCAAAGUGAGCACGCGGACCAGCAGCCCCGCGCAGGGCGCCGGCGCCUCGGUGUCCGCGCUGCGCCCGGACCUGGACUUCGUGCGCUCCGUGGUCGGGGUGCUCAUGCUGCUGCAGCUGGCGCUGGGGCUGCUGGUGUGGGCCCUGAUCGCCGACACCCCGUACCACCUGUACCCGGCCUACGGCUGGGUGAUGUUCGUCGCUGUCUUCCUCUGGCUGGUGACAAUCGCCCUCUUCGUCCUCUACCUGUUCCAGCUGCACAUGAAGGUGUACAGGGUGCCCUGGCCGCUGGUGCUGAUGGCAUUUAACAUGGGCGCCACCGUUCUCUACGUCACGGCCUUCAUCACCUGCUCCGCGUCGGUGGAGCAGACGUCCCUGAAGGGCACCCGGCAAUACAACCAGCGCGCAGCUGCCUCCUUCUUCUCGUGCUUAGUGAUGAUCGCCUACGGACUGAGCGCUUUCUUCAGCUUCCAGGCCUGGCGAGGAGUCGGCAGCAAUGCGGCCACCAGUCAGAUGGCUGGCGGCUAUGCCUAAACCCCUGACCACGGCCCACCGUGGGGCUGAAGGCUGCAGCCGGGUCACACGCGGGGGGCCCUGCGGGUCAGCCCAGAAGGGAAGACACUUGCUCCUGUCUGAGCGUCAGACGUGGGCUCACCCAACACUCCUAAGGCAUCUGAUCCUCCCUCUGGCUCGACCGGGUCGCCGCGCGUGGACUGGAGCGAGCCAGCAGCCGAGACUCUCGUCCCCCUUAUUCCGCAGAAGGUGACGGGGGACGCGGGCUUGCCGUCUGCUCCGUCUAGAGGACCUCAGCGUCCAAGGCGGGGCCCCGCCUUCUCACCAGCACUAAGCACACUAACAAGGACCCCGGCCCUGCCGCCCCCACCCACCCUAUGGUUAUAAGCCUAACCAGCAGCAUGUAUUUAUCGUCAUCACAGUCUCUGAUCCAGGAGCGCGGAGCAAGCUCAUGAAACCGUGCCGGGUCCUUAAAACACAAUUCCGACCUGACCCUCCCCCAAGCCAACAUGUCGUUGGAGACUUUUCUGACAGCGUGCUCUUCCUUCCCUGUAUUUCACACUUACGGUUAUUUUUUUAAAAGAGUGACUUUUAAUUUUUUUUUGUUAAUCCUCACCCAAGGUAUUUUUCCAUUGAUUUUUUAGAGAGAGUGGAAGAGAUAGGGAAAGACAGAGAAACAUCGAUGUGAGAGAAACACAUUGAUUGGUUGCCUCCUGCACAUGACCAGGGCCCAGGCCGGGGCGGAGCCUGCAACCAUGGUACAUGCCCUUGACCGGAAUCGAACCCAGGACCCUUGGUCCACAGGCCCACUAUCCACUGAGCCAAACCAGCUAGGGCCACUUACGGUUAUUUAGAGCAGAUUGGCUUUAAGCAACUUCUCAAUGAUGAAAGCCUGUCUCAGAGGCUCCCUCCCUUCCCAAGCCCUAGUCUGUAACAGCCGUUUGGGGAAAGCCUCCGUCAAUACGGCUGCUUCCCUGACCCUGCUGAUUGGACACUUGGGACAUGGAGGUGGGGCAUCAAGGCCUUGCCUGGUGAGUUGUCAUAUGCUUGGUGGUGACUGUUUUCAUUUUUUUUGUUUUGUUUUUUACAAAAAUAAAGACAGAAGAACUCGUCUGA
Molecule: messenger RNA, 1792 nt
Organism: Myotis daubentonii (Daubenton's bat)
Lineage: Eukaryota; Metazoa; Chordata; Mammalia; Chiroptera; Vespertilionidae
Gene: PLLP
Product: plasmolipin
Biological process (GO): myelination
Cellular component (GO): membrane
Molecular function (GO): structural constituent of myelin sheath
Source: RefSeq, a predicted model, not a curated record